AUCCUCAAGUGGGCAAAAGUAGCCUGGGAGGGCCGCGGCUACUGAACCUAGGGCGACUCCGCUGCAGCCGCGGGACAGACGCGGGGAAAUGGCUGCGGGGCGGUGGGUCGCGCUGCCGCUGGCCAGGCUCGUGUUCGCUGCAGCGUUGGCCCUACAGGGGGCAGGUGCCUUUGUAAUCUCUCUUCAACGUGGUGGAAACAUAACAGUUAAAAUAAAACCUGGAUCUUCUGUUCCAAGUUCCUGUGCACUGCAUGAAGAAAAAAAGACUCAUCUUUCCGAGCAAAUAAUAAAGCCUGGACAGACGUUUAUUUUUACCUUUGGUUGUUCAACUCCAGAGAAAUAUUGGGUCAUAGUGGUGGAGAAGACCAUUGACUGUAUGUCGGGUCCAUGUCCAUUUGGAGAUGUUCAGCUUCAGCCUUCUGGGUUGCCACACCUUAAUAGGACCUUCAUUUGGGAGGCUAAAGCUAACAGAAGAGUUGGACUUGAACUGAAGUUCUCUCCGUGGUUAAGGCAAAUUCUGCCUGGAGACACCUGCCCUGAUCAAAUUAUUUACAGCAUCAGUAGCCGUCUGGCAACAGACAGAGUUCACAUUGGAACCUUCUGCAGACAUGGUUCAGUGUCACGGGUAAAGGCACAAGGUGAUGCUAUUUUGACUCUACGACUUCCUUGGGAUUCAAAACUCACAGCCUCUGGAGUUAAGCUUGAAAGCAGAUCAUCCAUACAACGACUGUGCAUUAUUGAAUCUACAUUUGAAGACAAAUCAUCAGCAACUUUGAUGUCUGCCAACUAUCCAUUGGGGUUACCAGAAGAUGAACUCAUGACAUGGCAAUUUGUUCUUCCAUCCAACUUAAGAGCAGAUAUCAACUUCAUCAAUUACACAAAACCAAACUGUGAACGGAAAUAUGAGCGGCUGGAAUACUCAUUACCUGAUUAUUUUUCUGACACUAGAGUGUUAUCCCUGGAUGAUGUACAACCUGUCAAUAUUCCUGGCAGUUUCAACCUUUCCCUGCAAGGAUGUGACCAAGAUGACCUGAAGCCAGGGGCCCUCAGUCUCCUUUUUAAAGUGGUUGUUGAUUAUCCUAAAAAUGAAGAGAAUGUAACCCACACGAUUGACCUAACACGUGAGAAGACUAAUCUUACAAUUUAUUCAAUGCCAUCAAACAUGGCAACAGAUUCAAUGAAUGAAUGCUUGAUCUGUGUUCACUCUAGUAGAAACUGCAGACCAAAUGUGACUUUAGAAUAUGGCCUCAAAUAUUCAGUCACCUUUCUGUGCCAGAAUUUGGAGAAUAUAAGGAUAAUUGCUGAGCAAAGUAUAGUUUGCUGGAAUGCCAGAACAUGUGAAAACCUAUUCUUUCAGCUGGCUGUACCUCCUGUUGUUCUCCGGCUGCCCAUUUUAAUUGAGACAUUUACAUGGAAGAUUCAAGCUCUUGAAGCAGUAAAUAUAGAAAUCAGGUCUCCCACCUUGAAACUCAAGCAACAUAUCCCAAACCGGGAUCAAAGGUGCACUGGAAGUUAUAGUUAUAUCAUUAAUGGCUCCAGCCCAGGAAGGGCAUGGAGUCUUGGUUAUUUUUGUCCUGUUGGAGUCAUUGAAAAAAUUCAGAUUAAAGAUAAUGUCACCAUAACCCUUAAGACGUUUGGCAAGAGAUGGUUCAAUGAGUCGAAUGCUCAGAAAGGGGAUCUAAAGCUAUUUUUUAAGCCAGUUCUACAAGAAGAUUGCAUUUUCACCCUUAGUCCGGAUCCAAAAGCCAGAGUUUACCUCCAGACUCCUAACUGGCUGGAAGGCCUUCUUCCUUUUAUGUCAGUGUACUGGAAUAUCAGUGUUCCACCAAAGCAAGUUGCACAGCUGACAUUCUUAAAUGAACGGAUGGGCAUAACGUGUGAAAAGAGUAGGGCUUUCAUCUAUGUUAAAGAACAGAGUCCAAAAGCCAUGGAAACUGUGUGCCGCGAUGAUAACUUACUGCCGAGGACUCUAAAUAUGCGACAGCAUUUUUGGAUUAAUAUCACUAAUUGUAAACCAUCUGCCAAGCAACAACUGAGUUUGCAAUUCUUGGUGAUGUUUCAAAAAAAUUCAGAUGUGACUCUCAUAAUUGGCGUGGUGGCUGGCGGGAUGGCAGUGCUAGCUGUUAUUGGGCUCGUCAUCUGCUGCGUUAAGAAAAAGAGGAAAACCAGAAGAAAGGAAAGCAAUAACCCAGCGGUGGGAGUGUAUAAUACCAAUGUCAACACCUUGUUACCCGGAAGGCAGGGCAUUUUUAAAAAGGAGAGAAAGAAGAAUGAUUCUCAUGUCUAUGCAGUCAUUGAUGAUGUCAUGGUUUAUGGGCACCUGCUUGAUAACUCUACAAGACCAGAAAUGGCUGAGGUUGGGGUGUACAGGCCCUUUUCUGGACCAGUAAGUGCUAUACCACCUUCACCACCUCCAAUCAGGAAAACAUCUAAGAACCCAGACCUGGAGGAAUCAUCAGGCAUGCUUGUAACUGACAGUGAGAACUAUACCUUUGCACAUCAUGUGCCAGAAGAUAUCCAGAGCAAUGGUGACCUGAAUGUGAGUGGUAAUGGACAUGUGGGCAGCAGGAACAAUGAACAGGGAAAUUCUGUGGAGUAGGCUUGGUAUUUGGAUGAUCUAUGACUUCCCUGAUUCAGAGAAAAAACUAAUUCUUACAACUCACUUGUGGGCUGUGUUUGAAACCAAUUUUUCUGUGGUUUCUUUUAUGGAUUGCAGAUCUAUUUAGAUUUUUGGAAAGAAGUUUCUGAGAAUGUAGUGCCGUAACAUUUUUUUUUAAAAAGUCAAGAGACCAACCAUCAAAUGUUAAACAAAACUGAGGAAUGGUGUUAGCAAAAAGACUCUUGAUCCAAAGUUUGCACUGGGUAAUGAGCGCUAAAUGGCAAGAAUUGUGCUUUUUGUAAAUUAGAUUUUUACGUAUUCUCCCUUUCAAUAUAUUAUGUGAUAUAUGUAUUUUUAAGAUUAUUACUUUUUAUUUUAGUUCUUGGAAACAAUGUAGUGAAUUUUAAUAAAUUAUCCUUAGCUGCAUAUUUCAAAGAGUGGGCAACACUAAGGUUCUAAUGAAAAUGAAAGGACCAUUCUGGAAUUAAUGGCAUCACUGCUUCAUUGUUACUAAGCAAUGGGUUGCCCUCCUGCUUGACUGAAAAGGUAUUCUGAUGUUGGUAGGUAGGAAACAAACUGUCAGUGAUAUUUGGGUUUGAGCUCCAUGGCUUCUUAGCAACUUUAUGCUAAGAAGUAAUAUGAUUUCUUGGAAACCAACAUAAGACUAUUAUGUAGAUAUGUACAGCCAGUGAUUAAGUACUGGCUUUCAAAUCCUGAAGUAGAGACUUAAAGAAAGCAGAGGUUUAUUUUCAUGGAUAGUCCAAAUGAUAGUUAUUAUAGCCUUUUAUAGUUCUGGACAUUCAAAGCCCAGGUUGCCAAAAGUCUGUCUGUGUAUGAAUAUGCCUCCAUUUGGUGGUGUGGUGCGGGGAGGUAUGGAAGUUCCUUUGUGGAACAUAAACAAUUUUGAAUAUUGCAUCAGGCUUUAACAUAGGCAUAGAUUGGCAUAUUGUGAAUUAACGUUUGAUAGUUUUGGUUCAACUAAAACACUUGAUUUAGAUACUGCCCAACUCCAACUGACUCUGGGUAGUGUACAAUAAAACCAACUGAACAAAAACAGAAUAUAAUAAUCCUAAAAAUAAAGUAAACAACAGAAACCAACAGUGGAUCCGGCAAACCACACGCACACACAAUCUGGCAGGGGCCCCAACCUUCCAACCCAGGGCCCGGGAGAACAGAAUGAAAGUCAAAAAAAGGAACAGGAAAGAUAUAGUUAAGCAUGUUUUUUUGUUUUGUUUUAUUUAAGUUUACUAUCCUUAUGGAAUUUAUCUUGAAGAAAUACUCUUGCCUUACACAGGAUUCUGCUCAAAACAUUCGGUAGCUGAAAAGAUGUGGGAAAGCAUUUUCACUUCAGCUUGAAAUCAACAUUUUGCAAUUCUACAUCAGCAGAUAGCAAAAGACUUUUGCCCAGUUCUAACCUCAAUGGCUCUUGAACCAAGGAUUUUCUUGGUGAAAUGUACCUAUAUACGAGGUGGGUGCUUUUAGAAGGAGGAAUUAAUAGCCAAAAUGAAUUGCUAGGAUCCUGGGGGUGGUAUGGUCGUGCCUUGUAGGUGCAGUGGAGCUUCUGAAAGCACCCCUUUCUCCUGCUUUGCUGCACAAACACGUUGUGCCUAAGACUUGGAGGACCUUCUGGAAUGGCCGGUGCAUUGUAAUGAGCUGACAAAAAGAACUGGGCGAUGCAAAGAUUGUCACAGAAUUGCCAUGUUUCCCGAUGGUUCUAUAUGAAGAACUAAACUAUUUAGAAUAUUUUGUACAGCUGUAAUUAUUUCUAUUAUCCUAUUUCAGAGACUGCAAACAUUUGGGAAGUUGCAGGCUACAACUCAGCCUCCUGAUUUUUCCAGAGGCUCCAGGAGGCUAUGACAUCAUAGGAAAAGGCGAGGCUGAUUUUUGCCAAGCUGUUAAUGCUCUAUUUAAUCACUGAUAUUUUCUUAUUUCACUUUAACUGUGUAGACCAAUAUAGACCAAACAAGUUGUUUGUUCUCAGAAAGGAUUAUAGUCCUUGUAUCCUCAGGCAAACCAGAACAAGUGCAAACAUUUGUUUACCAUUCUUAUAUGUCUAUAUUGUGAAUUUUGUUCAGGGAGGGUUGGGAUUAUUUAAUUAAAAAGAAAGUAUAUUAAAGGACUGGCAGUUGUCCUUCUGAAGUUACAGAAAUAUUUCCUGGCAGUGUAACUAUUUCUGAAAUCAAAAUUCUUGUCAACGGCAAGACAGAUUUAUCUUUUUCUUCCCCCUCAUAGUAGAGGGGCUGUUAGAACCUUCAUGUAUCCAAAAUUCCAGAUAACUGAAUCUUAAUAUGAACUGUUGGGUCAAGUAAGCAUUGUAAAACUACCUUCCUUGCCUAUCUUAUUUAUUACUUUUCUGUCACAAUUCCAUACUUCUUGGUUAGUUAUAACUUGCUCUUGAUAUAUUUCUUUCUCACCUUGAAAACCAACUUAAGUUGCUUUCUUAAUUUAGACAGGAUAUUUGUAAAUAUUUGUAACAUUUUGAAUGUGAUUGAAAGUCCCGAUGUUAUUGUUUUCAUAAUCCUGUAACAUGGUGAUUAUCUUAUGUUCCUCUGACACAGUUGUUUUAUUUAAUUUGCAUUAAUGUGUACAGUUCAAAUGUGUGUGUAUAUACGUAUUACAGAUACUUUGUGUGUUCUUCAGAAUGAAAUAAAAAUGUUUACAAGGACAAUUUAGGUGAAA
Candoia aspera is the source of this 5278-nucleotide messenger RNA. It is a transcript of the gene CDCP1, whose product is annotated as CUB domain containing protein 1. The transcript has 9 exons. The record is from RefSeq and is a predicted model, not a curated record. NCBI's taxonomy places the organism in Eukaryota, Metazoa, Chordata, Lepidosauria, Squamata, Candoiidae. Bases 89 to 2599 code for a protein of 836 amino acids.